UAUUUGAAAUUCAACAGUUGUUUAUUUUCACAAAUUUUUCAUUUGUUGAUGAACUAAUGUUUCAGAAGGAAAAAAUUUAAACAAAUAAAUUAAAACUUGGUGUAUUUAAAAUUGCGCGGUGGAAAUGAAAGAAAAUUCACGGACCAACAUUGUAGGCGAUAAAGUUAUUCUUGUACCAUACCUGAAGAAACAUGUCCCCAAAUAUCACGUGUGGAUGGAAUCUCCAGAACUCCAGAAGCUGACUGCCUCCGAGCCAUUGUCAUUGGAGGAGGAGUUUGGAAUGCAGGAGAGCUGGGCUACCGACCAAGAUAAAUGUACUUUUAUAAUAUUGGACAAAGAUGUUCUGGAAGAUACCAACAAUGACAUUGAGGCCAUGAUCGGUGACACUAAUUUGUUCCUGCUGAACAAGGACUCGAAGGAGAAAGUUGCUGAAGCAGAGAUAAUGAUAGCUGAGCCAGCAGCUAGAGGGAAACACUGUGGCUGGGAGGCAAUGCUCCUAAUGCUGAGAUAUGGUGCUGAAACACUUAGGAUACAAAAGUUUGUGGCAAAAAUUGGCUCAGACAACACUCGUAGUAUUUCCAUGUUCACUAAAAUGAGGUUUAACCAGGUUAGCUAUAGCAAUGUGUUCAAAGAAGUUACCCUUGAGAAGGAAGUGGACUGCGAGUGGUCUGACUGGCUGCAGCGAGAAACACGCAACUCUGUCACAAAAGUCAUAGAACCAGACUUCUGAUGAUGCAUCAAUGAUGCAUGACAUUUGCUGCUGGUGAAGAUGUGGACACCAAAAGUCAUUGCUGAAAAAGCAGGAGUAGCAGAAGAGUAGUCUGCAUAUUAACGAGAACAAGACUGUCUAGUGUAUUUUCUGCCCAUGUCUAAAACAAUUUAUAAACAAAUUUAUUAAUUGUAUGUACAGUAGAAUCCCGCCGAUGUGACCCCCCUCUGAUGCGUCCAUUCCGUUUAUACGACCGUUUUUUGAGGAACCGUGAAAAAUUUAAGCAGAGAAAGUCGAAAAUUUGAGUAAAAUCGGCUGAAAAACAAGUCUGUUACACUUUGUCGGGCGCUGUGUGUUCACGUUUAUCUUGGCGAGCGCUGUACUGUAAGCAGGCAGACAAAAGACGGCUAAAAAUAGAUACCACCCCUCUAGACUAUCCACGCUAGCCAAUACCGGUAAACUGCGUGCAUCACCUGAUAGCAUCUACGCGCGCGUCUAUUGCCGUCCCAGUCCCGGUCCCGUUUGACGAUUGUGACUCGUUUUUCAAUUUACACGGACUCGUAGAUUCGUGAAAAUGAGUAUAAAGCGAGCCAGUUUGUCGCUAAUGAAAAAUUGAGGAUAUCCAGCAAGUGGAUAAGAAGACAAUUUCCAAGACGAAGAUAGCACAGAAAUAUGGCAUUCCGAAGUCUACUCUCUUCACGAUUCUUAAAAAGAGAGAAGAAAUUAUAAAUGCAGUACAGAAGGAAGGCAGCAAUUUGAAAUUGAAAAAUUUGAGGGACGCGACGUAUUAGGUGCUUCAAGUGUGUGUGAGAGAUAAGAUAAAGAAGGUGAAGAGGGCGAGACCUGCCAGCCAAUAUAUUUGUGGGAGGGGGAGACAGAGAUAAAAAAUAGCGAGCCCUGCAGUAAGCGGAAGUGGUCAAGGUAGACAUUUACCGUCACAGACUCGCUAGCUAACGAUGCUGCUGGUCGCCAGCCUCACACACACAUGCGCGCGCACAUACGCACGCGCGCGCGCACCGCCAGACAGUGGCGACUGGCGAGUAGAUGCGUGAGCAGCCAGCAGUUCCGCUCUCCUUCCCCUCAUUUACCCGUUCACACGUGUUUUUUUAUUUUUUUUAUUUUACGCUGUGAAGGGAUGUUGAAAAGAUAAUUGCUUGAGCUGUCAAAAUAAAUAUCGCUGAUGGGAGGGCGGGAGCGCAUCCUGUCAGUCUGUCGCUGUGAUUAUCUACUCCAAAAACAUGGCACAGCAUUUCAGGAUAGCAUUGUUCUUAUAUCUUUCGUUUAUAGCCAAAUGUUUUCUACCUGAUCCACACAAGUUCCUUCGCCACGUUUUGAACGAAAAUAACAACCAGCCGGCUAGCAUAGCCGAACUCGCGUGACGCAAAUUCACUUUAUAAUUUUAGGGGGGGGGGGGGGGGGGGUGGUAAAAUUGGCCCGAAUUCUCUAUUGCGACCAUUCCGUUUAUAAGUCCGUUUUUCCGGAAACCGUGAGGGGUCGCAUCAGCGGGAUUCUACUGUAUUGUUUUAAAGGUGUUUCUACAUACUUAUAUAUCUUAUGUAUUUUAAAUAAAAUCUAAUUUUUUGGUUUGUUCCAAUGUAACCUGACAUAACCUCAAAAAUGAACAUGUUUACAAAAUUUGCUCAUAGUAAAUUUUAGCGACUUCUUGCGAAAUGUAACUAUACUUAUCCUUGUGGAGGGUGAAUUAAAGAAUAAUAUAACAUUAUAAUUACUUUUUUUUGCAACAUAUGGAGAUGGAAAGUUCUGCAGUGUAUUGUUGGCCAGAAAAAAAAAUCUCUUUCAACAGCUGACAUAACAGCUGACAGUUUGACAGAUAUCGAAGUCAUAGAUAUACCAACAUGGUUGCAAAAUAUGCUCUCAAAAAGGUUUCGGAUUUACUCAAUUGGUGCAAAUAGUUUAGUUUAUUGUUAGCCCACCAAUAUACUAUAAAUAUUUUUGAGUAUAGUACAAUGUUACCCCUGUAGGUGCAAAGUAUACCCACAUUACAGUAUGUCAAUUUUUAAGUCUCGACUUUGAAAAAUCUUAAAAAAAAAGUUUCCUGUACCAGCUGCAGUUAACAUUAUGACAAAAACUAUUUGUUUUACCACCGCUAAUGCAAAUUAUAUAUAUUUAUUUUUAAAAUGUUGGUUUUAGAUACAAUCUUUCUAUUUCUAAUAUUGAAUUUGAUUGUGUCUAUAUAAUAAAUAUGUAUGUGCAUCAUUUUGAAGAAAUAUAUUUUGUAUAAACAU
Bacillus rossius redtenbacheri is the source of this 2955-nucleotide messenger RNA. RefSeq names its product N-acetyltransferase 9-like protein. Bases 125 to 730 code for a protein of 201 amino acids. The record is from RefSeq and is a predicted model, not a curated record. The transcript has 7 exons. NCBI's taxonomy places the organism in Eukaryota, Metazoa, Arthropoda, Insecta, Phasmatodea, Bacillidae. Gene Ontology annotation, molecular function: N-acetyltransferase activity.